Molecule: messenger RNA, 111 nt
Organism: Paramecium sonneborni
Lineage: Eukaryota; Ciliophora; Oligohymenophorea; Peniculida; Parameciidae
Source: the annotation of a GenBank genome assembly
AUGUCGAUGAUUGAGUUAUUAGAAAGUGAGAAAGUAGCAUUAGUAAAGAAGAGAAUGGCAACGAAGUCUAGUUUUGAAGAUUAUAGAAAACUAAUGAAAUAAUAUAAAUGA